Cuscuta europaea is the source of this 492-nucleotide messenger RNA. The record is from the annotation of a GenBank genome assembly. Lineage: Eukaryota; Viridiplantae; Streptophyta; Magnoliopsida; Solanales; Convolvulaceae.
CACAAUCCAAAAAGAGAGAGAUAAGGGAGCUGCCGCAAGGAGAAUUCCAGUAAGAAGGUCUUCUUGUUCGACCCAUAUCUUGAGUUUUACUCAUCCAAUAAGGUUGUGUGAUGUAUCCAAUGAAAUCUAUAGAAAAGAGGAAUCCAUGGACGUGUGGUUUGAAGAAAACAGAGCAGUUUAAGGCCUCCAAAUCCUUCGAACAAAACUCAACCUCGCAGAAUACGUUUUUGGUAUUCAAAGUUGAGGCUAGAGCUUGCUACCUGUGCUUGUUGAUCGGGCAAUCAUCUCGGAGGGAAGACUUGGUUCGUGCUUGCUCCAUUCUGUUUUUGAACAUUUUAAACAUGCUCAUGGAUAUUUUCACUAUAGAGCCUGCGUGCUCAUGCUUGCCCCAUGUGGCAUUUGUUUUUAGACUAUGUUUUCCGCUGUGUAUUAAAUUACUUAUUAUGUAUGUUUAUGAAUGACUUAUGUGUGAAUAAUAUUCAAGACGUCUUG